This is a messenger RNA of Mus caroli (Ryukyu mouse), 1302 nucleotides long. RefSeq names its product asialoglycoprotein receptor 1. The record is from RefSeq and is a predicted model, not a curated record. NCBI's taxonomy places the organism in Eukaryota, Metazoa, Chordata, Mammalia, Rodentia, Muridae.
GGUCCAAAGUCCCGGUGUUGGUGAUGCCAGGUUCAGCGUGCUCAGACACACAUGGGCCCUGGAUGGACCCUGUCCCCUCCCCUCCCAUUGCCCAGGGCUCUUCACCUGGUUCUUCAGGCUUCAGCCCCCUCCUUAGACUGGGCUCUUUGUGGUGCUGAGGGACCUUCAGUCCGGAUCCAGUGCCAUCAUGACAAAGGAUUAUCAAGAUUUCCAGCACCUGGACAAUGAUAAUGACCAUCAUCAACUCCGGAGAGGGCCUCCUCCCACUCCACGGCUCUUGCAGCGACUCUGCUCUGGAUCCCGCCUCCUCCUGCUCUCCUUGAGCCUCAGCAUCCUGUUGCUGGUGGUUGUCUGUGUGAUCACAUCCCAAAAUUCCCAACUCCGGGAAGAUCUGCUGGCUCUAAGGCAGAAUUUCAGCAACCUCACUGUGAGCACUGAGGACCAGGUCAAGGCCUUGAGCACCCAGGGAAGUAGUGUGGGAAGAAAGAUGAAGUCAGUGGAGUCGAAGAUGGAAAAACAGCAGAAGGAUCUGACUGAAGAUCACUCCAGUUUGCUACUGCACGUGAAGCAGUUAGUGUCUGACGUGCGAAGCUUGAGCUGCCAGAUGGCUGCAUUUCGGGGCAAAGGCUCUGAAAUGACCUGCUGCCCCAUCAACUGGGUAGAGUAUGAAGGCAGCUGCUACUGGUUCUCCACCUCUGUGAGGUCUUGGACCGAAGCUGACAAGUACUGCCAGCUGGAAAAUGCCCACCUGGUGGUGGUGACCUCCGGGGAUGAACAGAACUUCGUCCAGCGCCACAUGGGCCCCUUAAACACUUGGAUUGGCCUAACUGACCAGAAUGGGCCCUGGAAAUGGGUGGAUGGAACAGACUACGAGACAGGCUUCAAGAAUUGGAGACCAGAGCAGCCGGAUAACUGGUACGGACAUGGGCUUGGAGGGGGCGAGGACUGCGCCCACUUCACGACGGAUGGCCGCUGGAAUGACGACGUCUGCAGGAGGCCCUACCGCUGGGUCUGUGAGACAAAGUUGGACAAGGCUAAUUAGGAACCUUCCUUCCCCUCAUUUAUAUCCUUAAUUCCUUGAGCUGCUGAGGUUUAGAACUGGUAGAGCCUACCUAAGGGUCUCCCCAUCUUCAGGAACUCUCAUUUAGGUAGGAUUUUUAAAGGACCGGUAAAGAAUGGUGUUUAAGAAAUGAUGUUUGAUGCCUGGUGGUGGUAGGGGUGCAUAUUGAAACCCAGCGUGCAGUUCUCUUCUGUCAGCUUUUUUUUUUUUUUUUUUUUUUAGAGUAAAAAGAAGAGAAAUAA